UUGUCCUGAGUGCGUUAUGGGAAGGUCCUCUUUUUAAUUUCGAUUUGAGCGGUCUAUAAGAAGUACUGUAAAAUAAAGAACUCCACAUUUGUCCGCAUGGGUAUGCUUGGCCUUAGAACUAGGCAGCUCAGGACGUUGCUGGCCAACUACAAAGGAGUUAAUAUUUGUAUUGCUGAUUGCACAAGGUGGAAAAGUGACACACCACAGGUGUAUGGAAUAGCAAAGGCAAAAUGCUUUCAACAUACAUCUCUCUGGAAAGUAUCAAAGUACAGUCCAUGGUCCUGGACUUGUUCUCUGUGUAUCAACCAAAGAAGUGGGUUUGGAGAACGUAAUGCAAGGCACUUCGUUACAGAAUCUGGAACAGUACGAGUUAGAUUUGCACCCAGCCCCACAGGAUUUCUACAUCUGGGAGGACUCCGCACUGCUCUUUAUAAUUAUAUUUUUGCCAAAAAACAUAGAGGAAGGUCUAUUCUUCGACUGGAAGAUACAGACCAAAGUCGGCUGGUAGCUGGUGCUGCUGAGAAGAUAGAAGACAUGCUGGAGUGGGUUGGUAUCCCACCUGAUGAAAGUCCUCGAAGAGGAGGUCCUUGUGGGCCAUACCAACAGUCUCAGCGCUUACAACUGUAUCAAGAAGCUGCUCAAGAACUAGUUGAUAGGGGACAUGCAUAUCUAUGUUUCUGCACUGCUCAGCGUCUGGAACUGUUGAAAAAGGAAGCCUUACGAAACAAGGAAACACCAAGGUAUGAUAACAGAUGUAGGUAUCUCACAAAACAGCAAGUUGAAGACAAACUGGCCAAAGGUUUAUCACAUGUAAUCCGUUUCAAACUAGUAGAGGGAGCAGAACCAUUUGAGGACAUGGUUUAUGGCUGGAACAAGCAUGAAGUCGCUAGUGUGGAAGGGGAUCCUGUGAUUAUCAAAGCAGAUGGCUUCCCAACCUAUCAUUUGGCCAAUGUAGUCGAUGAUCAUUUUAUGGAAAUUAGCCAUGUUUUACGUGGGACUGAGUGGCUUGUCUCAACUUCCAAGCACCUCCUUCUUUACAAAGCCUUAAGCUGGAAGCCUCCACAGUUUGGUCAUCUUCCAUUACUGUUGAACAAAGAUGGUAGUAAACUAUCCAAACGACAAGGAGACAUUUUUAUUGAACAGUUUGCAAAAAGCGGACAUCUGCCUGAAGCACUGCUGGAUAUCAUAACUAACUGUGGAUCAGGAUUUGCAGAAAAUCGAAUGGGCAGAAAACUAGAAGAACUCAUUGCUGAAUUUGAUGUGAGCAGAAUAAUAACACAUUCAAGUCUCUUGGACCUCACUAAAUUGGCAGAGUUCAACAGGAUUCAUCUGGCACAGCAACUUGAGGAUGAUAUUAAACGGCAAAUGGUAGUGCAGCAGCUUCAGUCUCAUGUUGAGGAAAUCUAUCAUGGAAAACUUUUGGAUCAUGAUGUUCUGCGGAAGGAAUAUGUGGAAAAUGUUCUUCUGCUAAGAAAGGGUCACAUAAACUUUUUGAAAGAUUUGGUGUCACCUUCCUACUCCUACCUUUGGGUUAGACCUUCUGUAUCAAGAAAGGAGUUACAGAAGUUGUCAUCAGAGCUAGACAAGAUCGGUGGACUGGUUCUUGGCUUGCUCCAAUCUCAGAACAUUGCUAUGUCUACUGAUGUGCUGAACAAAGAACUGAAAAAUCUGCAGGAACAGGUGAAAGAGACCAAGUACAGUACUAUGAUGAAGCUUUUACGUCUGGCACUAAGUGGACAGGAGCAAGGUCCAAGUGUAGCAGAGAUGAUGAUUUCCUUGGGCCCCAAAGAAGUCUGUGCUCGUAUAGAAACAGUUCUCAAGAGCUGAGGGCAGCAGUCAUUUCAGUACUGAAGAAGUUUUUUUUUUUUUUUUUUUUUUAAUACCAGAGUUGUGAAUUGCAGAACAGCAUGAAAGGAAAUAUCUCCACUGUUUGCCAGUAUAUGGAAAAACAGUGCUGCUGUACUGUUGAUAUUCAGUAAAAUUAAAACAUUUAGCACAUUUGCAGUGUCUCUUUCCAAAUGGUAGUAUUAAAAUGUCUUUUUGUGAUUUGUAAAAUGCAAGUACAUUUUCUGUAAAUAUACUGUACUUUUUUGUUUAUAAAUCUCGUCUUUUAUCACUCAUGUCCUCUAGCUUAUUAUUUCGAGGAGCAUCUGGAAGUCAAAUAAAAGAGAUAUCAGUUA
This is a messenger RNA of Protopterus annectens (West African lungfish), 2180 nucleotides long. RefSeq names its product glutamyl-tRNA synthetase 2, mitochondrial (gene EARS2). The transcript has 9 exons. Gene Ontology annotation, biological process: glutamyl-tRNA aminoacylation. Lineage: Eukaryota; Metazoa; Chordata; Ceratodontiformes; Protopteridae. The coding region runs from base 97 to 1827 and encodes 576 amino acids. Gene Ontology annotation, molecular function: tRNA binding; glutamate-tRNA ligase activity; ATP binding. The record is from RefSeq and is a predicted model, not a curated record.